CGAUUAUAGUUUUUUGUUUACUACAGCUAUUUGUUGUGAAAUUUAUUUAAAUUAAAUACUAAGGAAAAAAAGAACAUGGUCGUUGAAAGUAAAAAUGUAAAAAAUACCAGCGAAACAAAUGAAGAUGAGUGCAUGAAAGAAGCUGAGGAGUCCGGUGGAACAGAAGAAAAAUGUGACGAAAACACGUUCAAGAAUAAAGACAACAAUGAGGCGGCUUUAGCAAACAACAAUACUGCCGCCACACAAAAAACAAACGUAAACACAACAGCCAGUCCCAGUCAGGAAAUGGAAAUAAACAUCGGUGAUGUUUAUAUGAUAAAAAGGAAUGAUGGUAAUGUGCAUGCGGCGCAAAUCAUACAAUCGAGAGAAUGUGAACAAGGCUCGAAUCCACAACAACAAGAAUACUAUGUACACUAUGUGGGUCUUAAUCGUCGACUAGAUGAAUGGGUGUCUAGAGAUCGUAUAACAGACUGCACGGAUGCUGAAGGUGGGGGCACGGCAGCAGCAGGUGGUCCAGAUGUGGCUGAUUCUGUGGGAGCCAAGACCAUUAAACAGUUGAGCAAAGAACAAAUAGCUUCUUUGGAAAAUCCUUCAGCGGUAGACAAUAGUGAUCGUAAAUUGACGAGAAAUCAAAAAAGACGCCACGAUGAAAUAAAUCAUGUGCAAAAGACAUAUGCCGAAAUGGAUCCCACUACGGCAGCUUUAGAAAAAGAACAUGAGGCCAUUACCAAAGUAAAAUAUAUUGAUAAACUGCGCAUUGGCAGAUUCGAGAUAGACACUUGGUACUUUAGCCCGUACCCAGAUGAGUAUGGCAAAGUGGGCACAUUAUACGUGUGUGAAUAUUGUCUGAAAUAUAUGCGUUUUCAAAAAACCUAUCGUUACCAUGCCUCAGAAUGUACACAACGACAACCACCGGGCAAUGAAAUUUAUAGAAAAGGCACUAUAUCCAUAUUUGAAAUUGAUGGCAAGGACCACAAGUUGUAUUGUCAAAUGCUUUGCUUAAUGGCAAAAUUAUUUUUAGAUCACAAAACAUUGUACUACGAUGUGGAGCCUUUUUACUUUUACGUUUUGUGUGAAAUAGACAAGAGGGGUGCACAUAUAGUGGGAUAUUUUUCAAAAGAAAAAGAGUCUCCUGAAAAUAAUAAUGUAGCCUGUAUUUUAAUACUUCCACCCUAUCAACGCAAAGGCUAUGGCAAACUCUUGAUAGGAUUCAGCUAUGAGUUAUCGAGACGUGAAGGCAUAGUAGGCAGUCCUGAGAAACCCCUGUCCGAUUUGGGUCGUCUCAGUUAUCGCAGCUAUUGGGCCUACACUUUAUUAGAGUUGAUGAAAGACUGUCGCGCUACCACACAAAGCAUUAAGGAAUUAAGUGAGCUAAGUGGUAUAACUCAGGACGACAUCAUAUACACACUGCAGUCCAUGAAAAUGGUUAAAUAUUGGAAGGGUCAGCAUGUGAUCUGUGUGACUCCAAAAACUAUUAUGGAACAUUUGCAAUUGCCUCAAUUUAAGAGACCAAAAUUAACCGUUGAUUCGGCUUACUUGAGAUGGUGUCCGCCCAAAAGAACAUCAGGUGGAAAGUUUAGCAAGAAGGCUUAAGUUUAGUGUGUAAUUUUUAUUGUGUAAAAUAAAUGAUAUCGUUAAACAAAAACUCA
Messenger RNA from Calliphora vicina (urban bluebottle blowfly), 1649 nucleotides. It is a transcript of the gene mof, whose product is annotated as males absent on the first. The transcript has a single exon. NCBI's taxonomy places the organism in Eukaryota, Metazoa, Arthropoda, Insecta, Diptera, Calliphoridae. Gene Ontology annotation, biological process: positive regulation of transcription by RNA polymerase II; negative regulation of DNA-templated transcription. Bases 76 to 1593 code for a protein of 505 amino acids. Gene Ontology annotation, cellular component: MSL complex; chromatin. Gene Ontology annotation, molecular function: histone H4K16 acetyltransferase activity; transcription coregulator activity. The record is from RefSeq and is a predicted model, not a curated record.